UAAAAUGGACCAUUUUCAGUACUUUAGUGGUGGAGCGGGUCGGAGCGGAUCGUCGAGGUCGAGACCUGCCGCCUUCCUCCUCUCGUCCCAAGUGCCGAUGGGAACGAGCACCACGGCCACCUCCUCUACGGCCGCCGGCGGUGGAUUUGGCGGGCGGCUGUGCCUUCCUUCCCGAGCCCCGAUCGCGUUCGUGGGUCUUUGGGCCUGGGCCACUGGCCCCGUUCGGGGACCGGCCGAACGGGCAGGACAUGUGUCCGCGGCGGCGGCGGCAUCCUCUCGGAGAGAGGACAGAAGGGGUGAGCAGGACCACUACGAGGUCCUCGGUCUUCCUCGGAGCGCCUCCAACACCGAGAUUAAGCGGGCGUACCGCCUCCUUGCUAGAAAGUAUCAUCCUGAUGUUAACAAGAACUUGCAAGCUGGUGAGGUUUUUAAAAGCAUCCGUUAUGCAUAUGAGGAGCUGUCGGAUGAAGACUCAAGGGCUCGAUAUGACAUGAAACUGAGAUUUGUUGGGCAUACAGAGAGAACAUGGCGAAGAAAUAAAACGCAGAAUUUUGAGGAUGAUGAAAGGAAAAGGAUCCGCAGAUGGGCAGAAUUGAAGCAACGGAUGUGGAAUGAGAGGCAGAACAAGGCAUACUCCCAGUAUUCUAAGAGAGAGCGAAACCAAGAAUCUUCACAUUACGAGAGGAGUCCAUUCAUCGGAGUGUUAAGAUUCACUGUCCUCAUCCUCUUCUUGAUGAAGACAAUUGGGUACCAAGCAUCGCUUACAAUCUGUAGCUCCAUUGCCUUUCUAGACAAUCGGUUGGAUGCUGGAUACAAGAUGGGUUACCUGAUCGCUUGGUUUAUGGGAGGCCAAGCCGGUAUCAUGCUCUCCAUAUUCAUCUGUUUUGCGAGUUGGCUGUGUGGGAAAAACAGCAGUAACCUCGUCGCGGUGGUCGUGAUAGCAAUGUGGAUCGGGUCUAAUCUUGCCAGAGUUACUCCCCUUCCUCAGGGUGCAGUACUUGCCUUGCUGUACAUGUCUGUCAAAUUUCAGGCUGAUCUAAAAUGAGCUCUAUUCCAUUGUGGCCACUUGAUUCUUUUGAUUUCCAGCGCUGGUCGUGGUUUACCUCUGUAAAUAUUGCUGUGUUAUGCUUUCUCCAGAUGGAUGCCAGUCAAUGUAAUGACUAAGUGUUACUAUUAAUAGUAUCGAAUAGUGCAUUAUUUUGGGAUAGGGCAAAAGCUGAAGGACGCCAUAAAUUAUGUAAAAUGUUUAUUAAAAAAAAAGUCAAAGAUGUCUAAUUAGAUAUUUUAUUCCAAA
Messenger RNA from Zingiber officinale, 1294 nucleotides. RefSeq names its product dnaJ homolog subfamily B member 1-like. Bases 5 to 1045 code for a protein of 346 amino acids. Gene Ontology annotation, cellular component: cytoplasm. The transcript has 3 exons. The record is from RefSeq and is a predicted model, not a curated record. Gene Ontology annotation, biological process: protein refolding. NCBI's taxonomy places the organism in Eukaryota, Viridiplantae, Streptophyta, Magnoliopsida, Zingiberales, Zingiberaceae.